Erythranthe guttata (spotted monkey flower) is the source of this 2064-nucleotide messenger RNA. The record is from RefSeq and is a predicted model, not a curated record. Lineage: Eukaryota; Viridiplantae; Streptophyta; Magnoliopsida; Lamiales; Phrymaceae.
AUGAAUUCCAAAGCAUUGAAUGCCAUAUUCAAUGGAAUUGAUAUCAAUCAAUUCAAAAUCAUCUCAGCAUGUGAGUGUGCCAAAGAAGCAUGGGAAAAAUUACAAACAGCUUAUGAGGGGACAGCCUCUGUUCGAUUAUCAAAACUUCAGAUGCUCGCUACUCGCUUUGAGGAUCUUCGAAUGGAAGAGAAUGAAACCGUAAGCGAUUUUAAUUCAAAACUAUGCGAUAUCUCGAAUGAAGCUCAUGGUCUUGGUGAAACCUAUCCUGAAGUCAAGCUUGUUCGUAAAGUGUUGAGAUCAAUGCCAGACCAAUUCGCAUACAAGGUCACAACCAUUGAGGAAGCAAAUGAUGUGGACUCAUUGCGACUUGAAGAUCUGAUCGGAAAUUUGCAGACAUUUGAGAACAAGUUGAACAUCAGCAAAAUAGAUAAAGAAAGAAAAAUUGCUCUACAAACAGUCGCUGCGACAACUUCAUCAGUGUCCCCAGUUCCCAUGACAGCACUCGAAGUCAAGCUAACAAAAUCCAUGUCUCUAAUAGCUAAAAACUUCGGAAAACUCGUGAAUAUGAAUGGAAAUCCUACAAGUUUUGAAAGAAAACUCAGAAGUCCUACAAAUAAGCAAAAAGUGAGGAAGGGGAUUCGAUGUAGAGAAUGUCGCGGCUAUGGUCAUAUUCAAGCUGAUGAAGCAAGUGAUGCUGAAACAAGUAUUGACUUCUGUGGUACAUGUAGGGUUACUGGCGUGACACAAGAUGAUGUCACAUGCACUGAGCCGUCGCACCUUAGGAUCACUAGAGUGACACAGGAUGAUGUCACAUGCACUGAGCCACCACACCUCAGGUAUGCUACUCGUUAUCUCGAGAAUCAUAGAAAUUUAAACACAAUUUUUUUGCCCACAGGAGAAGAAGAUUCAGAAGAUGAUGAAGAAUGCUCCAUUGAGAUGAUUCAACAGCAACUGAACGAUCUUCUAAAGCAAUGUCAUGAGGUUGGUGAUGAAAACAAGCGUUUGAAGGAGAAAGUAAAGGAACUGGAAGAGGAGAAUGAAGCAUUUAAAGUCAACCUGAAGGCCAAAAUCGAUGAGCUUGAAUUGGAAAAUGAGGUACUAGAGGUAAAGCAGGAUUUUUCCUUGAAAGAUAUUGACAAUCUAAAAGAAUUGCUGAGACAUUUGCGAAACAACGAUUGCAAUAAGACAAGGCAGAUCAAGAAAAAUCAUGCUCCAAUGAAAAAUGUUGAACCCUGCCUCAACCUGAAGUGUGACAACUCCCCUAUUGCAACAACGUUAGAGGCGUCAGUCAGUAAGUUAAAUCGCACUACGAUUCUUCCUUCCAACAGUGGUUGCUCCAAGCAUAUGACAGGUGUACCUAAUUACUUAAAAAACCUGCAUAAUGUGUCUGGUGGACAAGUUACUCUUGGUGAUGGAAACAAGACCUUUGUGAAAGGAGAAGGUAACUUGGAUGUUGGAGGAUUACCUAACCUUGACAACGUUCUGUAUGUAGAGGGUUUGAAAUCAAACCUACUCAGCGUAAGUCAGCUAUGUGAUCUAUACGACUCAGUGUUGUUCACCAAGCGUAAGUGUGAAGUGUUUGAUCAAAACAACAGGUGUGUUCUAUCUGGUUAUAGAUCAUCUGAUAAUUGUUAUAAAAUUGAUCAAACUGACCAAGUUGAACAGUGUCCCCACACCACCUCUGAUACCACAGAUCUGUGUUGUCAUCGACUGGGGAAUUUGAAUUUUCAGGAUCUAACACCAAAUAUCAAUGCAGGUAUUUGUGCUAGGUACCAAGCAAGCCCUAAAGAGAGUCAUUUGAGUGUUGUAAAUCGCAUUAUCCGAUAUGUCAGUGGAACACCCGAAUUGAGAAAAUGGUAUUCAAAAGAUACUAACAAUUGUCUUGCAGGGAACAGUGAUGCUGACUGGACAGGAGAUGUGGAUGACAGAAAAAACAUCACAGGAGUUAGCCAUGAUAGAAGUGUGCUGCCCCCUCUAUCGGGAGUGAUCAAUGUUUAUGACCUCAUUCAUCUCAAAGAUCAUACCUUUAUUGGGAGAAUUAUGCUACCGCAUAUGCAUCCCUGA